This is a messenger RNA of Verticillium alfalfae VaMs.102, 1506 nucleotides long. RefSeq names its product DUF895 domain membrane protein. The coding region runs from base 1 to 1506 and encodes 501 amino acids. Gene Ontology annotation, molecular function: transmembrane transporter activity. The transcript has 4 exons. The record is from RefSeq and is a predicted model, not a curated record. Gene Ontology annotation, biological process: transmembrane transport. NCBI's taxonomy places the organism in Eukaryota, Fungi, Ascomycota, Sordariomycetes, Glomerellales, Plectosphaerellaceae.
AUGGCGACAGAAACACCAAGUGCCGGAUCUAGCGAGCAGGAUGCCCAUCAGAAGGAUGUCACACUCUCCGCCGAACAGGGUAGCGCCGAGGAAACACAUCCUGUGAAGCCUGUCUCCCGCUUCACGAGGUGGUACCGCAGCCCUCUGUUCAACGUCAUCAUCGUUGGUCUGAUCUCGUUCACGCAGCCCGGUAUCUGGAAUGCCCUUAACAACACGGGUGCUGGAGGCCAACAGGAACCCUAUCUUGUCAACGGAGCCAACUCCCUGACCUUUGGUAUCAUGGUCUUUGGCUGCUCUAUUUUCUCCAUUGUCGCCAACAAGAUCGGUCUUAAGACGGUGCUUAUCCUCGGCACCUUGGGCUACGCACCCUACUCUGCCGCCCUCUACGUCAACAACCGAUACGGUACCGAGUGGUUCGUCCUCUUUGGCGGCGCCACCUGCGGUAUCGCAGCUUCUGCUCUCUGGGCCUCCGAGGGCGCCAUCGCUCUGGGCUACGCGGAUGUUCACGAUCGAGGAAAGUUCACGGGUAUCUGGCUUGGUCUUCGCGAGCUCGGCCAGCUCAUUGGUUCCUCCAUCCAGCUGUCGAUGAACGUCAAGAGCGGCCAACGCGGCCGCGUCGGCUACACGACCUAUCUCGUCCUCAUCGCCCUGCAGUGCCUCGGCCUGCCGCUGGCCCUCCUCAUCUCACCCCCGCAAAAGGUCAUCCGACCUGACGGCCGCCGCCUGCCGGAUCCCACCAAGAACAAGGCGAUCAUGGGCGAGUUCCGCAAGUGGUGGAAGCUGCUGCGCACGCGCCAGUUCUGCCUCCUCAUCCCCAUCCUCGUCGGCUUCAACUGGAACAACACGUAUCUCGGCAUCUACCUAGUCCGCUACUUCUCCGUGCGCUCCCGCACGCUGGCGUCGCUGUGCUCGGGGAUCGCCGCCACAACGGCCAACAUCUUCUGGGGCUGGUUCUACGAUCUCAAGUACUUCAGCCGCCCGCAGCUCGCCAAGAUUACCUGGUUCUUCUUCGCCAUCACCAUGGUCUCGUUGUUUGGCUGGCAGUUCGCCAUGGAGAAGGAAUACUCGACCUCCGAAACGCCUGUGACGCUUGAUUGGGAUCUGCCCGGGUUUGGCAGGGGGUUCGCGGUGCAGGUCUUGUUCAGAUUCAUGAACGAGUCGCACUACAUGUUCGCCUACUGGAUCCUUGGAACCUUCUUUGACGACAUCGAGACGCUUACGCUCGCCGUAGGUCUUGUGCGGUCGUUUGAAUCUCUCGGCUCGUGUCUCGCUUUCGGCGUCGGCGCCGCAAAGGUGGCGCCCAUGACCAAUCUCAUCAUUGCCUGUGUCAUGUUCAGCCUGUCGCUUCCAACAACAUCAUGCCUUGUAUUCCUCGUGCCUGAAAGGCCCAAGGAGCAUGUUUUGGAUGAUACGGAAGAGUCCUCUGACGAAGGCAAGACUGUGGAUGCGCCUGGGCUGGUCAGGAUGGCGCCGGCCACGGAGGUCGCCGAUGGUCCUCGGAAGUAA